Messenger RNA from Closterium sp. NIES-65, 1185 nucleotides. NCBI's taxonomy places the organism in Eukaryota, Viridiplantae, Streptophyta, Zygnematophyceae, Desmidiales, Closteriaceae. The record is from the annotation of a GenBank genome assembly.
AUGGAGGAAGUUGUUGGGAAGGCGCUUGCUGAUUGGACCGAAGUGAGGUACCUAGGGGCACUGGGGCACCCGAACCUGGUGCAGCUGGUGGGGCACUGCAAGGAGGGGCCCCCUGGAGCGCUGGGCCAUCCAAAUCUGACCGAAGUGAGGUACCUAGGAGGACUGGCGGUGCGGCUGGUGGGGUACUGCAUGGAGGGGGGUGAAGCUAUUCUGUGUGCCUUCCCUCUCCCCUCCCCUCUCCCUUCUGUGCAGACCGAAACCGAAGUGAGGUACCUAGGAGCGUUGGGGCAUCUGAACCUGGUGCGGCUGGUGGGGUACUGCAUGGAGGGCGAGCACCUGAUAGCUUAUUGCCCUAACCUCCUCUCCACCGUUUCCCACCCCUCCAGACCGAAGUAUCUAGGAGCGUUGGGGCAUCCGAACCUGGUGCGGCUGGUGGGGUACUGCAUGGAGGGGGAGCAUCGCCUGCUGGCAUACGAGCUCAUGGAGUAUGGCAGCUUGGAAAGAUACCUCUUCCGCCGCAACGUGACCCCUCUCCCCUGGAACAUCCGUAUGAAGGUCGCUCUGCAUGCUGCUAGAGGACUCGCCUACCUGCAUGAGGAGACGGAGGCGCAGGUCAUCUACAGAGAUUUCAAGGCGUCUAACAUUCUCGUCGACAGGGAGUUUAAUGCAAAGCUAUCAGACUUUGGGCUGGCUAAGGAUGGGCCAGUGGGCAGCGAUACACAUGUGUCCACACGGGUCAUGGGCACAUACGGCUAUGCUGCUCCCGAAUACAUGCUCACAGGCCAUCUGACUGCCAAAUCUGAUGUCUACAGCUUCGGUGUUGUCCUUCUAGAGAUCAUCUCCGGGCGGCGGGCAGUCGAGCGAAACUUUCCGCCCGGGCAGCAGAACAUCGUGGAGUGGUCGGCGCCGUUCUUUGCCGACCGUCGGAUGCUCGUGAAGAUCGUCGAUCAACGGCUGGAGAACCAGUUCUCGGUGAAAGGGGUGGUCAAGGCGGCCAGACUGGCCUAUAACUGCCUGAAAAAAGACCCCAAGGAAAGACCCCUCAUGUCUGAUGCUGUUCAGACCCUCUCUGUGCUUCAAAACUUGACCGACUUCCCCCCACCAUUACCAGUGGUACCACCAGCACCAUCAGCAUCACCACCGCCAGCAGCAGCAGCACAGUCAGCAACAACAGGCACAGCUUAG